Chrysemys picta bellii (western painted turtle) is the source of this 3374-nucleotide messenger RNA. NCBI's taxonomy places the organism in Eukaryota, Metazoa, Chordata, Testudines, Emydidae. The record is from RefSeq and is a predicted model, not a curated record.
CGUGUGCCAGGUGGGCGGUGCAGCCCCCCUUCCCCAGCCCUGGAACGCCGGGUGGUUGGGUGGAGCAGUCCCCCCCAAUCCCAGAGCACAGGCCAGCCCCCAUUAGCCCCAACCGUAGCCUCGGGCCAUGGGGAGGGUGGGGGAAAGAGCCCCCCUCAGCACAGCGCCGGGAAGCAGGAAGGAGCCUGAGGGCAGAGCGUGGGUGGGGCCAUGCAAGGUUGUUUGGGGAGGCUCAGCCUUCCCCAGCCUUCGAUACCUGUGCCGCCCAUGAUUUUGGAGUUGUUAUAGUGAAAAAAGCAUCAGGAUUAGCUAGAGCCUGAGUCUUAGGAGAGAAAGAGGGAGUGGAGUUAAACAGGGCCUAGGGAUUGUUGGUUUAAAUAAUAGAAAGAAUGAUAAUAUUGUCAACAGUAGUAGAGAAGGUAGGUAAAAGAGAAGGAUAAGGAGGAAAGAAAUAAGGUUUGUUCUGACUUGUUGACCAUGAGAUGGUGACAGUGCAUCCAGCAGGAGAAGUCGAAUGAGAUAGACAUGUUGAGACUGGACAAAAGAAGGGAGUUCAGGAAUAGAGCGAGAAAUGGGGGUGCCAUCAUUGUAGAAAUGGUCAUUGAAGUUAUGGGAGAAUAUGAGUGUCAUGGUUAUAGGUCGACCUGCACCUCUAACCCCCUUCCUUGUUUUUUUCUGAGAUCACACUUCAAGUGUUAAGCCUGACGUCCUUACCUGUUCUGAGGUGGAAUCUCACAAUUCUUCCCUCCAUAGAGCAGGCCCUGGGCUACCAUUCCUUGGUUUGGCCCCAGCAAUUCUUCCCUUUGGGAGCUUGUGGUCAGCACUGAAUACAGUGACUAGCCAACUAUCUUAAAACAAAAUAAUGUUUAAUCUUAAUAAUAGAAACACAGCAAAGCAGAAGAGAAAAAGGAUUUUAACACAAUAAACAGUCUGUAUGCCUAGCUCUCUUAUGGAAGGCUUACCAUUCCCCUGGAAUCUCAACUGCUUCAUACCUCCUCAGCUGGGCCGGUGUCUAUGUCACCCUGUUCCUCAGGAACAGCCCUUGACAACUGACUCCCCCUCUCCCAACAACUCACUUUAGACAUGGCCAGAAGGAAUUUGUUAAUGACCUUCAUGAGUAGCCUUGUUGGAGUGGGAGUGAUGUGAGAAAAAUCCAGGAUGGAGGUACUCCUUGGAUAUAUCCAUAGGAACAGCAGUGUCCGAAAUGGAUUAGCCAUUUAAACAGUCCAAUUAAAAAAGAUGUGAUUGGGGCAAACUUGAUCCUUCUCUACAGUUCAAAACUCUCAUGUGUGGGUUUACGAACCUAUGUGGAAGGUUAGCUAAAACUGUGUCUUGUUUAAACAGCUACCCUUUUUUAAUAUCGCUGAUUUUGUAUGGGCUGUAUCACGUCUGUGUAUGCUUGAACUGUUCUUUUAAAAUGUGGCGCUUUUUUUUAUCUGUGUAGUAUUUUGGAUUGUACUACACCUAUAAGAUGAGCUGGGUAAAGACAACGUGGCAAUCUUAACCCUGAAUUUCUUACUUUUGCAGGUUUAAAUACAGAGAAAUGUCACUAUUUUACAUUGUUGUCAUAUUAUUUAGUAGAGCAAAUUAAGCCUGUUAAAUGCUAUUAGGAAGCAAUUUUUAUUUAACUUAGGGAAUGAAGAAUCACCAUUUAUCCUAAUGGCCAAAUUGCCACUUGCUAGAGCUCUUAUAACAAAAGUAUUUGGCAAGAGCUCAUUUCGCUGCAGUUUGACCUUCCAGCUGCAGUGUGUAGAGUCACUUAAAGGCCAUAGCGAAAAAAGUACAACUCUAUGUCAUCUAUCCUCUUACUUUGUGAAUGAAAAUGCGUCAUCAGCUUCCCACCUGGGACUCAUAUUAAGAACUGUGCAUAUUUGGAUUGAUUCAUGCAUACCAGAAACAGGUACAACCCUGUUAUCUGCAACAGAUCCAGAAGUAAACUCAUCUUCAACAGCUUCAUCUCAGGGCAUCACAGAGACGCCUACUGCUACUGAGUCACCAAAACCCCAAAUAUCUCGGAAGACCUUUCGCAUAAAAUGUGUAACGGAAACCAUUUUACCAACAGUACAGACUAUUUUGGAAAGUGAAGAGGAGAUGGCAGUGCCUAAUGGAAACCAAGCUGCCUUUACAAAUGAUAGUGUUGUAUUUGGAGGUGUACCCAUUGCACUCCUGGUACUGGCACUCAUCUUCUUUGUGGCAUCGGCUGUUCUUGCAGUCUGCUAUAUCAAAAAGUACAAGAGAACCCGCCCAUUUUCAAACAAGAAGCCCCAAAAAGAAAGGAUUGAAGCCAAAGUCAUCAAAGACGCUAAGUCAAUUGACAAUACUCCUGAGAAGGAAUCAAAGAAUAAUGGGAAAAAAGCAGAAGAGCCUCAAACCAAGCCGGAGGCCACAGUAAAAUGUAUGGAAGCAGAAGUUUGAAAGGAUAAAUAUAACAGCAAGUUUUACAGAUUUAAAAUGAAGAAUGCAGAAUUAGCAAAACAGUUAUAAAUUGUUUGUUUCCCCAUCUUAAAAAGGGGAUAAUGAUACCUACCUAUCUUUGAAAAGUAAAGUGCUUUGAGAGCUACUAAUGAAAAAGCACUUUAUAAGAGCUAGGGUAUUAUAUUAUUGUAAAUACUGGCAAGGUGAAUGCAUAUUUCUUAGUUCAAAUGUUUGUACAGUCAGCAUUCUAUGACUAUUAAUUACACUUCCUCUUUGGUAUAAAAUGUUCUUUUGCAGAAACAUGGUAUCUUAUUCAUAUUAAUAUUAAAAAUAAAAUAAAACAACCAUCUCACAACUCAACAUUUUCCAUUUUAACAAGAAGUAACUAAGUCUAAGAAUGCCUUGUUGAUUGAGAUACAGUGUAUAAUUGUUUGCAUAAAAUUCAGAACAACACAUCUAAAAUAAAAUGUAUGUUUCUUUCUAUGCUGGAGGUUGUCUGAUAAUGUAAUAGCAUCCACAAUUAAUACCUGAUCCUGCAAACCUUACUCGUUCAGACAAUUCGUAUUCAGGCAAGUAGUUCCAUUGAGUUCAAAAGGACUGCUGGCAUGAGUGGGAAUUACUCAGGUAAGGGUUGAUGAAUCAGCCCCCUAGCCUGUAAGUUCCCAAACAAGGGGACUUUUAGAUUUACUAUAAAUAUAAGUAAGGUAUUUAUACUGAGUAUAAUGUAAUCAACAAUGAAGUAUUUUCUUGGGUAUAUCACUGUAGCAUAAUUUACAAUUUUAUUUAUUAAACUCAAGACUGCAUCAUUCUUCAGAUAACUGACAGUAAAAACACCUUUAAAACUGUAUCACAAUCUGUAUCAUAAAGGUCUCUGAUGUCUAUUUCAAUGUGUUUUCAAAAGAAACAGUGGCAUGGGAAGUUUACAGCAUUUAAUAAGAAAAUAAAGUACAGUAGAUAUA